CAAAUGAGCAAAAUUGUCAAGUUCAGUGUGUGGAUUAUUACUUCCGUUUGAGAAACAGAGCUAGACUCCGCGAUCAGGAAAGACCUUUGAGUCAUCUCGAUCUCGAACCAGAAACAAAGAUUUUAAAGUUUAGAAGCUCGGUAGAGAGGAAAACGGCGCUUCUUCGCUAAACAAGAAAAAAAAGACAAUGUCUAAUAACUACCAAACAUAGUGGAAUUUAUUAGAAGAUGAAAACUUUAUUCAGCAACUCCUAUCUCGCUUCGAAUAUACCUAUCAUAUUAUAUAUUCUUUAGAUGAUCUUUUUAUUUGACUAGGUUUUAUUAUGGUUUAGUUGUCUAGCUAUAUUUAUAGCUAUAUUUAUUCAAUUCCUCGAUGACUGUUACUCACAGCCUUUUGGAUUUUCAGGAUUACCUACUAUUGAUACAGCCAUUGCAGCAACUGUAUUGUACGAUACAUUACAGUACCUAGGUCCUAAAUAGACGGCAAACUCUAUCGUAUAGCGUUGUUGCCAACACCUUUGACUAGUCAAAACUUGGAACUACCUACAUAAUCCUCUGUGGGAUCGUUGGAUAAGAUACGGGUAUCGGCGGCACACAGCUUUGGAACUAGCAGCUAUGACUCUAGCCGUUGCAAGAAGCCGUAAUCUACAUCCUUUCGCAAUCCCACUGCGAGUUAUACCGCACAAACAUUCUAAAGGGUCUAAAGGAUCUACACUUCGGCCGGUCACACGCGUGACCACUAGAUUCGUCGCAACCUGGCCGACUAAUUCUCCGCUUUGCGGGUCCCGAAAAGCCAAUCGUUCAUAUUUCGCUCCCCGGAUUUCAACUUACACUCGACAACGUGCCCAACUCACAACGUCUGUAAGAGCCCGUCGAGGGUCGUCUCAGCUGGGUUGCACGAAAGUACGCCACUUACCUAAUUACACCUCAGUAGGAACUGCGCGACGGCAUUGGCCGCGUGCCUCUAUUAGACAUUUUUCUACAAGCUACCCCACCAUGACUGCCAUUAGGUUAGAUGGCACAGCCAUCGCAAAGAAGAUCCGCGAAAGGCUGGCCUCUGAGAUAGCCGAGAAGCAAAAGUCUAAUCCCAAGUACCAGCCCUAUCUUUCGAUUAUCCAAGUCGGUGAUCGAUCUGAUUCCUCAACUUAUGUUCGCAUGAAGCUUAAGGCCGCUCACGAGGCCAAUAUUACCUGCGAACGUCUGCACUUCCCUGAGGAUAUUUCCGAGGCCGAGCUCUUGGCACAGUUACACGUCCUGAAUAAUAACCCUGCAGUGUCUGGAAUCCUGGUUCAGCUGCCUCUGCCUAAGCAUAUCGAUGAGUACGCUAUCACAUCUGCCGUUGCGGCUGAAAAAGAUGUCGAUGGUUUCGGUACCACCAACAUUGGUGAGCUUGCCAAGAAAGGAGGUCACCCUUUCUUCAUCCCCUGCACUCCCAAGGGGGUUAUGGUUCUCUUGGAGGAAGCAGGUGUGAACUUGAAAGGCAAGGAUGCUGUGGUUCUUGGCCGAAGCGAUAUUGUCGGUAGUCCCGUCAGCUACUUGUUGAAGAACGCCGACGCAACCGUUACUGUCUGCCAUUCUAAGACCGAGGGUAUAGAAGAGAAGUUAAAGAAGGCUGAUAUAGUUGUUGCCGCUAUUGGCCAACCUGCCUUUGUAAAAGGAGAAUGGCUCAAGAAAGGUGCCGUUGUCAUCGACGUGGGAACCAACUACAUCCCCGAUGCAUCGAAGAAAUCCGGCCAACGACUAGUGGGUGAUGUAGAGUUUGAGUCGGCUUCUCAGGUUGCUUCUUACAUCACACCAGUUCCGGGUGGUGUCGGGCCCAUGACAGUUGCCAUGCUGUUGCAAAAUGUUGUUAACGCAACCACAAUGUAUUUUGAGCGACAGAAGCAAAGACGUAUCGUACCACUUCCUCUCAACUUACGUACCCCGGUCCCUUCGGAUAUCGAGGUUUCGAGAUCACAGCCACCGAAGCCCAUUACGCGGGUCGCAGAAGAGGUCGGUAUUGCGCAUCACGAGUUGGAGCCAUAUGGCGCAUACAAAGCCAAGGUCGACCUCACCCUUUUGAAGCGUCUGGAGCACCGUCGGAACGGCCGAUAUGUCGUAGUCACAGGCAUUACUCCCACACCGUUAGGCGAAGGGAAAUCCACCACAACCAUGGGCUUAGCUCAGGCGUUAGGGGCACAUCUAGGUCGAAUUACCUUUGCCAACGUCCGGCAGCCCAGCCAAGGUCCUACUUUUGGUAUCAAGGGAGGUGCAGCUGGUGGUGGUUACAGUCAAGUUAUACCCAUGGACGAAUUCAAUUUGCACUUGACUGGUGACAUACAUGCUAUCACCGCAGCGAACAAUCUUCUUGCUGCUGCGAUUGAGACUCGUAUGUUCCACGAGAACACGCAAAAGGAUGGCCCCCUUUACCGAAGAUUGGUACCGACAAAGAACGGAAAGAGGACCUUUGCACCUGUCAUGCUCCGCCGACUCAAGAAAUUGGGAAUUGACAAGACCGAUCCUAACGACCUUACUGAAGAUGAGAUCCGCCGGUUUGCUAGGUUAGAUAUUGACCCAGAAACUAUCACUUGGAGACGCGUGCUAGAUGUUAAUGACCGCCACUUGCGAGGCGUCACUGUUGGCAUAGCCCCAACCGAAAAGGGACAGAGUCGGGAUACCGGAUUCGAUAUAUCUGUUGCCAGCGAGUGUAUGGCUAUUCUAGCCAUGAGCACCAGUCUUGCCGAUAUGCGGGAAAGGCUAGGCCGAAUGGUCGUCGCUACCUCGAGAUCAGGAGACCCAGUCACUUGCGAUGACAUAGGAGCCGGAGGGGCAUUGACAGCUCUCAUGAAGGACGCUAUCAAGCCGAACUUGAUGCAAACAUUAGAAGGUACACCUGUGUUUGUGCAUGCGGGUCCUUUUGCCAACAUCAGUAUUGGAAACAGCUCCAUCCUUGCCGACAAGAUGGCUCUCAAGCUAGCAGGUACGGAGCCCGAUGAAGACUACAGUGCCAAGGCUGGCUUCGCCGUUACUGAAGCUGGUUUCGACUUCACCAUGGGAGGCGAACGAUUCUUCAACAUCAAAUGCCGUACUUCAGGCUUAGUUCCCGAUGUGGUCGUUAUUGUCGCUACGGUUCGCGCUUUGAAGGUGCAUGGUGGCGGCCCACCUAUCGCUCCUGGUGCGCCGUUAGACCCCGUGUACAAGCAGGAGAAUGUCGAGAUCCUCCGAAACGGCUGCGUGAACCUCAAGAAGCAUAUUCAAAACGCCAAGGCCUAUGGCUGUCCUGUCGUAGUCGCCAUCAAUAAGUUUGCUACCGAUACAGAUGCUGAGAUUGCUGCUCUGCGAGAAGAAGCCAUUGCUGCUGGCGCUGAAGACGCUAUCUUGGCUAAUCAUUGGGCCGAAGGUGGUAAGGGCGCUGUCGACCUUGCUAAGGGGGUAAUCGCUGCUGCUGAGAAGCCAAAGGACUUCAAGUUACUGUAUGACGUGACUGAGGGCACCAUUGAACAACGUAUGGAGGCCAUCUGCCAGAAAAUGUAUGGUGCGUCCGCUGUCGAGUUUAGCGAGCUUGCCCAAAAGAAGAUCGACACAUACACAAAACAGGGCUUUGGGAACCUCCCGAUCUGUAUCGCUAAGACGCAGUAUUCGCUCUCUCACGACCCCGAUCUUAAAGGUGCACCAACCGGUUUUACUGUUCCGAUUAGGGAUGUGAGAAUGGCCGCAGGUGCAGGAUACUUGUAUGCGCUUGCCGCUGACAUCCAGACAAUUCCCGGCUUGCCCACUGCCCCGGGAUACCUCAAUGUCGACGUUGACACCGAAACGGGCGAGAUCGACGGUCUCUUCUAAGUGCCGGCUUACUAUGAGCGUAUGUCUAUACAAAUUCGUCAAAUCAACAAAAACUGGCGUAGAUGCGGUACGUAUAGAAUUCAACUAGCUAGACCGGGCACUCUAUGCAUGCAUAUAAAGUGGCUUCAACGAAUUCAACCACGUCGGAGCAUUGGUUCAUGGGGGUUAUACUAGAAACGGCGACAACAGGGCCGGCGUUUUAUUACACGUGAUACCUUCAACAGUAGUGUAUAUUGCAGGGCGAUCUACUGCGCCUAUACACGCCCUAGGUAUAUAGGUAGAGAGAUAUUUAAGUAAAUUAAAGAAAUAAAUGCGAUGAACUAAGAUACUUACGA
Daldinia caldariorum is the source of this 4153-nucleotide messenger RNA. Its product is annotated as formate-tetrahydrofolate ligase. Lineage: Eukaryota; Fungi; Ascomycota; Sordariomycetes; Xylariales; Hypoxylaceae. Gene Ontology annotation, molecular function: formate-tetrahydrofolate ligase activity; methylenetetrahydrofolate dehydrogenase (NADP+) activity; methenyltetrahydrofolate cyclohydrolase activity. The transcript is spliced from 5 exons. Gene Ontology annotation, cellular component: cytosol. The coding region runs from base 615 to 3818 and encodes 1067 amino acids. Gene Ontology annotation, biological process: tetrahydrofolate interconversion. The record is from RefSeq and is a predicted model, not a curated record.